GUCAGGACGUGGCGGUCUAUUUCUCCAUGGAGGAGUGGGAGUAUGUAGAAGGACACAAGGAUCAGUACAAGGAUCAGGUCAUGAUGGAGGAUCAGCAGCCCCUCACAUCACCAGUCAGAUCCAGUAAGAGAACAGCACCAGAGAGGUGUCCCCGUCCUCUUGAUGAACAGAAUAUGGAGGAUAUUACUACAGGGAAAGAUCUGAUCUAUAUUAAUCCUACAGACAUAAAGGAAGAAGAAGAGACAGAUGUGAGCAGUGAUGAGCAGUAUAAGGAGGACAUUUCUACAGAGAAUGAUCUCAUCUAUAUUAAUGCUACAGACAUAAAGGAAGAAGAAGAGACAGAUGUGAGCGGUGAUCAUCAGUAUAAGAAGGACAUUUCUACAGAGAAAGAUCUGAUCUAUAUUAAUGCUACAGACAUAAAGGAAGAAGAAGAGACAGAUGUGAGCAGUGAUGAGCAGCAUAAGGAGGAUAUUACUGCAGGGAAAUAUCUGAUCGAUAUUUAUACUACAGGCAUAAAGGAAGAAGAGACAGAUGUGAGCCGUGAUGAGCAGUAUAAGGAGGACAUUCCUACAGAGAAAGAUCUUAUCUAUAUUAAUGCUACAGGCAUAAAGGAAGAAGAGACCGAUGUGAGCGGUGAUGAGCAGUAUAAGGAGGACAUUUCUAUAGGGAAAGAUCUGAUCAGUAUUAAUGCUACAGAUUUAAAGGAAGAAGAGACAGAUGUGAACAGUAAUAAGCAGUAUAAGGAGGAUAUUACAGCAGGGAAAGAUCUGAUCGAUAUUUAUACUACAGGCAUAAAGAAAGAACAAGAGACAGACAUGAGCGGUGAUGAGCAGUAUAAGAAGGACAUUCCUACAGGGAAAGAUCUGAUCUAUAUUAAUGCUACAGACAUAAAGGAAGAACAAGAGAUAGAUGUAAACAGUGAUAAGCAGUAUAAGGAGGACAUUCCUAUAGGGAAAGAUCUGAGCUAUAUUACUGCUAGGGACAUAAAGGAAGAAAAAGAGACAGAUGUAAACAGUGAUAAGCAGUAUAAGGAGGACAUUCCUAUAGGGAAAGAUCUGAGCUAUAUUACUGCUAGGGACAUAAAGGAAGAACAAGAUGCUGAUGUAAGCAGUGAUGCGCAGUAUAAGGAGUGCAUUUCUACAGGGAGAGAUCUGAUCUAUAUUAAUGCUACAGACAUAAAGAAAGAAAAAGAAGAGACAGAUGUGAGCAGUGAUAAGCAGUAUAAGGAGGACAUUCCUACAGGGAAAGAUCUGAUCUAUAUUAAUGCUACAGACAUUAAGAAAGAAGAAGAAGAGACGGAUGUGAGCGGUGAUGAGCAGUUUAAGGAGGACAUUCCUACAGGUAACUGCCCAGAUUCUUGUAGCAGGAGAUCAGAGGAGAAUCUUAUAUCUUCAGAUUAUAAAGCAGAUGAUGAUAUCACACAAGAUACAUAUGAAGAACAUUCCAUUAUCCCAGAUACACCCUCAGCCCUUCACAGCCAAAAUCUGUCAUCUCAUCCUUAUAUACAGGUCCUGUCUUCUCAGUCAUCACAGGAUGUUCAGCAAAAUAAAGGUCACAGAAGGGGUUUUGGACAACAACGAGCUCAUACAGGAAAGAAACCAUAUUUAUGCUCAGAAUGUGGGAAAUGUUUUACUUUUAAAUCAGGUCUUGUUGUACAUCAGAGAACUCACAAAGGAGAGAAGCCGUUUUCAUGUUCAGAAUGUGGGAAAUGUUUUACUCAGCAAUCACAUCUUGUUAGACAUCAAAGAACUCACACAGGGGAAAAGCCAUUUUCAUGCUCAGAAUGUGGAAAAUGUUUUACUCAGCAAUCACAUCUUUCAAGUUUUGUUCAACAUCAAAGAACUCACACAGGGGAGAAACCAUUUUCAUGUUCAGAAUGUGGAAAAUGUUUUACUGACAAAUCAAAGCUUGUUAAACAUAAACGAACUCACACAGGCGAGAAACCAUAUUCAUGUUCAGAAUGUGGGAAAUGUUUUUCUGACAUAUCAAAUUUUGUUGUACAUAAAAAAACUCACACAGACGAGAAGCCAUUUUGCUGUGCAGAGUGUGGGAAAGGUUUUAUUGUGAAAUCAAAUCUUGUUCAACAUCAACGAGCUCAUACAGGAAAGAAAUCAUAUUCAUGCUCAGAUUGUGGGAAAUGUUUUACUAAGAAAUCACAACUUGUUCAACAUCUAAGAACUCACACAGGGGAGAAGCCGUUUUCAUGUUCAGAAUGUGGGAAAUGUUUUAAUCAGAAAUCAAGUCUUUUUAGACAUCAAAAAAGAACUCACACAGGGGAGAAGCCAUAUUCAUGCUCAGAAUGUGGGAAAUGUUUUCCGGAGAAAUCACAUCUUGUUCAACAUCAAAGAACUCACACAGGGGAGAAGCCAUUUUCAUGUUCAGAAUGUGGGAAAUGUUUUAAUCUGAAAUCAAGUCUUUUUAGACAUCAAAGAACUCACACAGGGGAGAAGCCAUUUUCAUGUGCAGAAUGUGAAAAAUGUUAUACUGCAAAAUCAAAGCUUGUUCAACAUCAAAGAACUCACACAGGGGAGAAGCCAUUUUCAUGUUCAGAAUGUGGAAAACGUUUUAUUGUGAAAUCAAAUCUUGUUAAACACCAACGAACUCAUACAGGAAAGAAACCAUAUUCAUGCUCAGAAUGUGGUAAAUGUUUUACUCAGAAAUCAGGUCUUGUUGUACAUCAGAGAACUCACACAGGAGAGAAGCCAUUUUCAAGUUCACAAUGUGGGAAAUGUUUUACUUGCAAAGGAGAUGUUACUCGACAUCAAAGAACUCACACAGGGGAGAAACCAUUUUCAUGUUCACAAUGUGGGAACUGCUUUACUAGGAAAUCAAAUCUUGUUCAACAUCAAAGAACUCACACAGGGGAGAAGCCAUUUUCAUGCUCAGAAUUUGGGAAAUGUUUUACUGGCAAAUCAAAACUUCUUAAACAUCAGAAAGCUCACACAGGAGAGAAUGCAUUUUCAUGCUCAGAAUGUGGGAAACGCUUUACUGACAAAUCACAUCUUGUUCAACAUCAUAGAACUCACACAGGAGAGAAGCCAUUUUCAUGCUCAGAAUGUGGGAAAUGUUUUACUGACAAAUCAAGUCUUGUUAAACAUCAAAGAACUCACACAGGGGAGAAGCCAUUUUCAUGCUCAGAAUGUAGGAAAUGUUUUACUGACAAAUCAAGUCUUGUUAAACAUCAAAGAACUCACACAGGAGAGAAACCAUUUUCAUGUUCAGAAUGUGGGAAAUGUUAUACUGGCAAAUCAAAUCUUCUUAAACAUCAGAAAACUCACAUAGGAGAGAAGCUAUUUUCAUGCUCAGAAUGUGGGAGAUGUUUUACUGAGAAAUCACAUCUUGUUAGACAUCAAAGAACUCGCACGGGGGAGAAGCCAUUUUCAUGUGCAGAAUGUGGGAAAUGUUAUUCCCAAAAAUCAAGUCUUGUUAAACCUCAAAGAACUCACACAGGAGAGAAACCAUUUUCAUGUUCAGAAUGUGGGAAAUGUUAUACCGGCAAAUCAAGUCUUCUUAAACAUCAGAAAACUCACAUAGGAGAGAAGCCAUAUUCAUGUUCAGAAUGUGGAAAGUGUUUUACCAAGAAAUCAAAUCUUAAAUGUUUUACUGGGAAACAAGGUCUUGUUCGCCAUCAAAGAACUCACACAGGAGAGAAGCCAUUUCCAUGUUCAGAAUGUGGGAAAUGUUUUACUCAGAAAUCAUACCUUGUUGUACAUCAAAGAACUCACACAGGAGAGAAGCCAUUUUCAUGUUCAGAAUGUGGGAAAUGUUUUACUUAUAAAUUAGACCUUGUUGUACAUCAAAGAAAUCACACAGGAGAGAAGCCAUUUUUAUGUUCAGAAUGUGGAAAAUGUUUUGCUUUUAAAUCAUGUCUUGUUGUACAUGAAAGAACUCACACAGGAGAGAAGCCAUUUUCAUGUUCAGAAUGUGGGAAAUGUUUUAAUUAUAAAUCAGGUCUUGUUGUACAUCAAAGAACUCACACAGGAGAGAAGCCAUUUUCAUGUUCAGAGUGUGGGAAAUGUUUUGCUCAGAAAUCAGAUCUUGUUAAACAUCAAAGAACUCACACAGGGGAGAAGCCAUUUCCAUGUUCAGAAUGUGUGAAAUGUUUUACUCAGAAAUCAGACCUUGUUUUACAUCAAAGAAUUCACACAGGAGAGAAGCCAUUUUCAUGUUCAGAAUGUGGGAAAUGUUUUGCUCAGAAAUCAGAUCUUAUUAAACAUCAAAGAAUUCACACAGGGGAGAAGCCAUUUCCAUGUUCAGAAUGUGUGAAAUGUUUUACUCAGAAAUCAGACCUUGUUUUACAUCAAAGAACUCACACAGGAGAAAAGCCAUUUUCAUGUUCAGAAUGUGGGAAAUGUUUUGCUCAGAAAUCAGACCUUGUUGUACAUAGAAAAACUCACUCAGGAGAGAAGCCAUUUUCUUGCGCAGAAUGUGGGAAAUGUUUUGCUCAGAAAUCAAUUCUUGUUAAACAUCAAAUAACUCACACAGGGGAUAAGCCAUUUUUAUGUUCAGAAUGUGGCAAAUGUUUUACUCGCAAAUCAGACCUUGUUGUACAUCGAAAAACUCACACAGGAGAGAAGCCUUUUUCAUGUUCUAACACAGGGGAAAACAUGAAGCAGAGCAAAAAAUUAUGCAAAUAACACAUCUAUAUAUUAACCAUGUACAUAGGAUAGUUGACAAUAAUGCAUACUAAUAUAUAUUUAUACAAUAUAUGCUUCAUCUCCAAACUUGAUAUAAUUUUUUAGGAAGUUCUCUAUAUUAUACACUGCUCAAAAAAAUUAAGGGAACACUAAGAUAACAGAUCCUAGAUCUGAAUGAAUGAACUAAUCGUAUGAAAUACUUUCGUCUUUACAUAGUUGAAUGCGCUGACAACAAAAUCACACAAAAAUUAUCAAUGGAAAUCAAAUGUAUCAACCCAUGGAGGUCUGGAUAUGGAGUCACACUGAAAAUCACAGUGGAAAACCACACUACAGGCUGAUCCAACUUUAUGUAAUGUCCUUAAUACAAGUCCCAAUGAGGCUCAGUAGUGUGUGUGGCCUCCAUGUGCCCGUAUGACCUCUCUACAACACCUGGGCAUGCUCCUAAUGAGGUGGCGGAUGGUCUCCUGAGAGAUGUCCUCCCAGACCUGGACUAAAGCAUCCGCCAACUCCUGGACAGUCUGUGGUGGAUGGAGCGAGAAGUCCCACAACUGCUCAAUCGGAUUCAGGGGAACGGGCGGCCAGUCCAUAGCAUCAAUGCCUUCCUCUUCUAGAUACUGCUGACACACUCCAGCCACAUGAGGUCUAGCAUUGUCUUGUAUUAGGAGGAAACCAGGGCCAACCGCACCAACAUAUGGUCUCACAAGGGGUCUGAGGAUCUCAUCUCGGUACUUAAUGGCAGUUAGGCUACCUCUGGCAAGCACAUGGAGGGCUGUGCGGCCCCCCAAAGAAAUGCCACCCCACACCAUUACUGACCCACUGCCAAACCGGUCAUGCUGGAGGAUGUUGCAGGCAGCAGAACAUUCUCCACGUCUGUCACAUGUGCUCAGUGUGAACCUGCUUUCAUCUGUGAAGAGCACAGGGCAUCAGUGGUGAAUUUGCCAAUCUUGUUCUCUGGCAAAUGCCAAACAUCCUGCGCGGUGUUGGGCUGUAAGCACAACCCCCACCUGUGGACGUCAGGCCCUCAUACCACCCUUAUGUAUCUGUUUCUGACCGAUUGAGUCUUGCAUAUUUGUGGCCUGCUGGAGGUCUUUUUGCAGUGCU
This is a messenger RNA of Hyla sarda, 5738 nucleotides long. Its product is annotated as zinc finger protein 850-like. NCBI's taxonomy places the organism in Eukaryota, Metazoa, Chordata, Amphibia, Anura, Hylidae. The transcript is spliced from 9 exons. Bases 27 to 4637 code for a protein of 1536 amino acids. The record is from RefSeq and is a predicted model, not a curated record.